AUGAAUCCGCUAGACUUGUACAAGGCCAAUAAAUCCAUAUUCUUGCGUUCAAUCGACGACCCCGCUAUCGCGAGGCAGUACACCGAACAUAAGGCGCACACUACGGUCGCACGGUUCUCACCAUCUGGAUUCUACGUCGCUAGCGGUGAUGUAACAGGUUUAGUUCGAGUCUGGGACUGCGUCGGCGAAGGGCAUACGAAGGGAGAAUACAGUAUUGUCAAUGGCAGGAUCAAUGAUCUCGCAUGGGAUGGGGAUUCCCAGCGUAUAAUCGCCGUAGGUGACGGCAAACAACGAUAUGGCCACUGCAUUACUUGGGAUAGCGGAAAUACUGUCGGGGAAAUCUAUGGCCACACCCAGCAGAUUAACUCCGUUUCAAUUAGGCAACAGCGGCCUCUGCGAGCUGCCGCUGCUGGUGAUGACAAGAAUUUAGUCUUCUACCAUGGGGCACCAUUCAAAUUCAAUACGGGCAUCCGUGACAAACACACUAACUAUAUUUAUGGCGUCGGCUUCAGUCCAGAUGGCUCAACAUUGGUUAGCGUUGGUGCUGACCGGAGAAUCUGGCUCUAUGAUGGCAAGACGGGAGAACCAAGGGGCCAGAUUGGGGAAGGCGAGCAUAAGGGUAGUAUUUUCAGUGUUUCAUGGUCCAAGGACUCUCGGAAGUUUGUAACUGCGAGUGCCGACAAAACUGUCAAGGUAUGGGAUGUUGAAGCCGGUAAAGUUUCACAAACAUGGUACAUUGGAGGGGAGGGAAGUACAGAUGUCAAUGACCAGCAGGUCGGCGUGGUUUGGCCCCCGGGAAGAAGUGACAAUCUACUUAUCAGUUUGUCACUAGGUGGCAAUCUGAAUUACCUCGCUGAAGGUACUCCUGAGCCUAGACAAGUCAUCCAAGGCCACCAGAAAAACAUUACCUCCUUGACACAGUCCCACCAUGGUAGCGACAAUGGCACACUGUGGGCUGGCAGUUUCGACGGCAGAGUCUGCAGCUGGGAUGUGCCCACUGGAACUGCGGCGGAGGUGGACGGCGAAAGUCACUCGGCGUACAUCGCAGGCCUUGCGCCGAUGCAGGAAGGCAAUGGUAGAAUCUACAGCGUGGCCUGGGACGACACCAUUAGAUCUAUGGACGUUGGGACUAAAACGUAUACCGGAAGCUCUUCCAAGUUAUCUGGACAACCUAAGGGUAUCGCUGCAGCUGCAGCGGUAUUGGUAGGGACCUCGGAGAGUGUUGAGAUCUACAAAGACGGCCAGAAGAUCGGCGACUUCAAAUCUAAGUUUCCCAUAACUACUGUGGCAGCACAUGGAAACACGGCAGCUAUCGGCGGCGAUGAUUCAACUGUUCAAAUCUGCGAAAUCUCGGGCGCUACUUUGAUUCCUAAGACGGAUAUUAAAGCUUCUCGGAAUCCCGUGUCUGCAUUGGCUUUCUCGCCGAACGGCUCCCUGUUAGCUGUUGGCGAUUCACGUGGUCGCGUUCUUGUUUACAACGUCGCCGAUGCCACUCUAGUUACAGACCGUUGGACGGCACAUACUUCGCGGAUCACUUCCAUUGCAUGGAAUGAAAAUGGUACACACGUUGUGAGCGGAGCAUUGGACACCAAUAUAUUCGUGUGGAACUUGGCCAAUCCCGGAGAAUGGCUCCAAGCUACUAAUGCUCACAAAGAAGGUGUUAACGGUGUAGCUUGGGUGUCGGGGUCGAAGAUUGCUUCGGCUGGUGCAGAUGCAGCAGUCAAGUUGUGGAAAGUAGAAGGUUUGGAAUAG
This is a messenger RNA of Aspergillus oryzae RIB40, 1752 nucleotides long. RefSeq names its product WD40 repeat domain-containing protein. The transcript has 2 exons. The record is from RefSeq and is a predicted model, not a curated record. The coding region runs from base 1 to 1752 and encodes 583 amino acids. Lineage: Eukaryota; Fungi; Ascomycota; Eurotiomycetes; Eurotiales; Aspergillaceae. Gene Ontology annotation, molecular function: actin filament binding. Gene Ontology annotation, biological process: positive regulation of actin filament depolymerization; actin filament depolymerization. Gene Ontology annotation, cellular component: cortical actin cytoskeleton.